GGGAAGAGGCGGAUUGAGCAGGCUCCGGGACACGUGACGGGAUUGGGCGGGGCAUCAAAGUUCAUAUCCCAGAGUCCUUUGCACUGACUCCUUUUCCGACUCCUUGUUGAGCAAAGAUGUCGAAGCGAGGACGUGGUGGGUCCUCCGGUGCGAAAUUCCGGAUUUCCCUGGGUCUUCCGGUCGGAGCCGUGAUCAACUGUGCUGACAACACGGGAGCCAAAAAUCUGUAUAUCAUCUCUGUGAAGGGGAUCAAAGGAAGAUUGAAUAGACUUCCUGCUGCUGGCGUGGGUGACAUGGUGAUGGCCACAGUGAAGAAAGGCAAACCAGAGCUCAGAAAGAAGGUACAUCCAGCAGUGGUAAUUCGACAACGAAAGUCAUACCGGAGAAAAGAUGGAGUGUUCCUCUAUUUUGAAGAUAAUGCGGGGGUCAUAGUAAAUAAUAAAGGUGAAAUGAAAGGUUCUGCUAUCACUGGACCUGUUGCAAAGGAGUGUGCAGACUUGUGGCCCAGGAUUGCAUCCAAUGCUGGCAGCAUCGCAUGAUUAUUUGCUUUAUCUGUUUUAAAAAAGAAGUAAAAGUUAAUGUGCUCCCAGUGUUUGCCUUCUUGUUCUCUUGUACCACGUUACUCUUCUUGACACCACCUAGCCCUUGCCUCCUUUUGUAAAAUGAAAUUACUUAGUGCAAACUUUCUGGGGAUGUGUGUGAAACAAAGAUAAACAGUGCUUGCACUUUUCAACUCUAUAGACACUUACGGACUUUCCAAUUUCUUCUGUAAAAAUUUAGUUAUUUGGGUUUGGAGUCCUUGAAUCGCAGAUAGUAGGUACUGUUUGAUAGGAGGUUACCCCAGGUAACUGCCUUGCAAUUCAUUUGAGAUAAUGUAGAGUGAAUGGUCAGAUCCUAGACACACAUGGAGGUCCAGGAGCGACGUGAGGAAGGACCAGAUACAGGUGUAUAGAUGCAUAUUUGUGCAGUUCUGGGUUUUGGGUAAACUGGCACAUAAAUGACUUUAUUUGUAAAAUCUAACAUGUAUGUAACUGCCAUUGGGUUUGCUUUUAUGAACGAUGAUUAAAUCAUUUUAAAUUA
This is a messenger RNA of Neofelis nebulosa (Clouded leopard), 1080 nucleotides long. It is a transcript of the gene RPL23, whose product is annotated as ribosomal protein L23. Gene Ontology annotation, cellular component: ribosome; cytosolic large ribosomal subunit. NCBI's taxonomy places the organism in Eukaryota, Metazoa, Chordata, Mammalia, Carnivora, Felidae. The transcript is spliced from 5 exons. Bases 117 to 539 code for a protein of 140 amino acids. The record is from RefSeq and is a predicted model, not a curated record. Gene Ontology annotation, biological process: translation. Gene Ontology annotation, molecular function: structural constituent of ribosome; large ribosomal subunit rRNA binding.